UCUAUCAGCCGGUGGGUGGACGGACUUCCUGCGCCAUGCAGCCUUAGCUCGCAGAUAAAUACUAAUAAAACACAACCGUCCGUGGAUGAGGUCGCAGAGCGGAUUAUAGACAUUAAGUGGCGUUUCUGAGAUCGGUGAUAAUGGAGGAGAGGAAGGAGGAGGGAGAAGCGGAGAUCCAGGAGCACGGACCCGAGCACUGGUUCUCCAAAUGGGAGCGGCAGUGUCUGGCCGAGGCCGAGCAGGAGGAACCGAGCGAGGAGGAAAACGAGCAGAGCCGGCAGAAACUCUGGCACCUCUUUCAGAACUCGGCCACCGCCGUGGCGCAGCUUUAUAAAGACCGAGUGUGUCAGCAGCAGGGGCUUUCGCUGUGGGUCCCCUUUCAGAACGCCGCCACCGCCGUCACCAACCUUUACAGAGAGAGCGUGGAGGCGCACCAGCGCAGCUACGAGCUGGGCAUCCAGAUCGGCCACCAGCGGCGCAACAAGGACGUCCUCGCCUGGGUGAAGAAGAGGAGGCGGAACAUCCGGCGCGAGGACCUCAUCAGCUUCCUGUGCGGCAAGGCCCCGCCCCCUCGCAGCUCCCGAGCCCCGCCCAGAAUCGCCAUGGCGCCGUCGUCGGAGACCAGCUCGUCCGUCGAGACCGACCUGCAGCCGUUCAGGGAGGCCAUCGCCCUGCAUGGCCUGAGCGGCGCCAUGGCGAGCAUCAGCAUGCGCUCGGGGGCGCCCGGCUCGCCCACCCACCUGAGCGCCGGCUCCGCCCCGGGCCGCCGCCGCAACGGCCUCCACGACGUGGACCUGAACACCUUCAUCGCCGAGGAGAUGGCGCUCCACCUGGACAACGGCACCCGCAAGCGGAGCUCGGCGCAGUGCGGCGACGUCAUCACGGACUCGCCCACGCACAAACGCAACCGGAUGAUCUGAGCGGCCACGCCCGGAAACGCAAAAAGAAAAAAGAAAAACACAGGACAGCCGAUCGAACGGACGGACACGGAGAACCACUCAGUCAGUCAUCGUCACAUCUUUCUGCGGGCCGGGAGACGGGAGCGGGCGUGGCCGAGCGCUCGUCCGGGCGCCCGGGCCGAAGCGCCGCCCCGGGGUCCCGUUCGUCUUUGCGUUGAAUGUCUGAGCGAGCGAGGCCGAACUGACACCGAGUGUGUGUCGAGGGCGUGGCCCUGUGUGUGUGUGUGUGUGUGUGUGUGUGUUUUCUGUUCCCGCGUCCUCUAAACAGCGCCUGUCACUGCCCCGGCUCUCGGCUCAGAGCGACGAGUGUUAUUCUUCUUCUCCUUCUGUUAUUUUAAUCCUUCUCUCGGCCGCUCGCGUGCCCCGACGGCCGGACUUCCUCCACUGUGCGCCGGCCCCGAUCGUCGCGCCGCCCUCUCUCUCUCUCUCUUCCUGCCCGUCCGGCACGCCUCCGGUGUAUCAUUAUGUAAUGUAAAUAAGCGUAGGUGCUGACAUAGACACGUGGUACAUAUUGUAAAAAAGAGCUGUGCAGAGACCGUGGAAUUGUUCAUGUACAAUAAUGAUUCUUGCAUUAAAGAGAUCGAAGCUUUUAACUAAA
This is a messenger RNA of Trichomycterus rosablanca, 1557 nucleotides long. It is a transcript of the gene hapstr1b, whose product is annotated as HUWE1 associated protein modifying stress responses b. The coding region runs from base 141 to 920 and encodes 259 amino acids. The record is from RefSeq and is a predicted model, not a curated record. Lineage: Eukaryota; Metazoa; Chordata; Actinopteri; Siluriformes; Trichomycteridae. The transcript is spliced from 4 exons.